AUGCUCUCCUCUCAGUGCCUGAUUCAGUCCAAGAGACAAGACAGCAGCAGAUGUGUGGCACUUCCCAUGAGAGUGACAACUCCCAUCACAGCAAAAAGAGAUGUCCGCUCAUUAAGAUGCUCUGUUGUGGACAGUUACAACCUGGCUAUUGGAAAUAAUAGUGACCGUAGCCUAUUCUGCAAGCUCAAAAUGAAGUAUGCCAUGUUUGAUGAAGGCCACUUACUGAAGAACAUGAACUCGCCACGCUACCGACACCUCUUGGCCAUCAACAUAAGAUCACCACGACUACUGUUUAACUGCCCCUGCCCCCCUCAGGCACUCAGGUUACUCUUUCUUGCUUGUUUCACCCUUUAGCUUAACUUCAUCAUGCCCAACAUGUUCUCCAGCAGCACUUUACAGAUCUCCAAGAUGUUUUCAAUGAAAUUCUCUGAGCAGCAGAGCAGCUUUGAGGACAGGAUAGUCCACGGCAAACUCAUCAUGAAACCCUUCAUCCUCAGACAUGUGAAGAGUGUGGUCCUGAUGCAACUGCCUGAUGUCCGUAUUUGCACCAUGUCCGAAAGGCAGCUGAAACUCUACAGUGCUCUCUUCAACAAACUCAAAAGGUUCAAUAAUGGAGAAGGUAUGUAUUUGAGAGAACUGCAUUCUGCGUUAUAAAAGGUACUGGCUUCAGAAUAUUCUAACCAUUCUAAAUCAACCAUGUCUUUUCUGUGAUUGGUUGUGUGCAGAAUGAGCAGAAAAGGCUAAUACCGUCUCUGUCAGCAGUAUUGUGCACUACAGGAAUACCAGCUUGACACAGACGUACUGCUGGACUUAGAGAAGCUCAGCCUCCUCUCACAGCUGCUCAGCUCCCUGAAGGAGAAGCAUCGGCCCAAGUCCAGGCUCAUGACAGGAGAAGGCAUCCAGAAGGAGGGGAGUGAAAAUGGUACAGCAUGUGACGUGUCAGUCCUGAUGCUUAUUGUGCCUCGUCACAGAAUUGGGCUGAUUGACCAGUUCAACACAGACACGGACAUCUUUGUGUUCCUGCUGUCCACCAGAGCUGGAGUGCUGGGCAUUAACUUGACCUCAGCUAAUGUGGUCAUCCUUCGUGAUAUUGACUGUAACCCUUACAAUGACAAACAGGUCGAGGACCACUGCCACCGGGUGGAAGAAACCAGAACAGUGAGGGUGAUUAAGAUGAUAAGCAAAGAAUCCAUAGAGGAUGCCAUGCUCUGCAUUGGACAAAGAAAACUCAAAUUGGAGAAGGAAAUAACUGCUACUUAGGAGGGCGAUGAGGACGCAUUACCUGAUGACAUGACCUCACUACUCAAAACAUCUCUUGGAGGCUGA
Xyrauchen texanus (razorback sucker) is the source of this 1326-nucleotide messenger RNA. RefSeq names its product SWI/SNF-related, matrix-associated actin-dependent regulator of chromatin, subfamily a, containing DEAD/H box 1 b (gene smarcad1b). Gene Ontology annotation, molecular function: ATP-dependent chromatin remodeler activity; ATP binding; chromatin binding. Gene Ontology annotation, cellular component: nucleus. Lineage: Eukaryota; Metazoa; Chordata; Actinopteri; Cypriniformes; Catostomidae. The record is from RefSeq and is a predicted model, not a curated record.